AUGCCCGGCUGCGGCAGGAAGUGUGGCAAGGAAAAAAAACGACAGUCGAAAGCCUUGAGAAAGAGUGAGGACAAGUACGUAGCGACUGAAAUCACCACAGAUUUAGAUUCAAUAUUGACCGAUGUGACAGAAUACCAGACACUCGACGGAAUGAGCAGCGGAAGUGAUAAAACUGGGUCAAGAAAAAACCCGGAAAAGAAGAGGGACCGGAACCCGAUGAGGACCGGAAAGACUACCAAGAAGUCCCAAAAAUCCCGCCCCAAUUUUGCGGAUAAUGAAUACUCCUCGGAACGGAGCUACACAUCAACCGCAAGCGGAAAAAUUCCCGGGAAAAAACAGCGAUUUCAGCCCUCCAGCGAAACUGAGGAAGAUAUUUCUGAGACGACAGAGACUACUUCAAAAUGCGCCACAGUCAAUCUCUCGAAAUUCCUGGGUGGAGAGUCUACAGAAACUGAAUCCUUCGAAGAUGACGAUGACCUAAUUGGAUGCGAGGAUGAGAUCUGCGGAGGGGCCCGAACAGCAGUGAAGACAAAGCGAAUGAAACCGCCGUCAGAGAGUGAAUCCUCGGAGGAGACGACCUCCGACGGCUCCGAAAAAUGUCCAGAAUUGUGUAGAGAGGAUCCCACAGAACUCCCCGAAGAGAAACCGAUGAAGUGCGACAGCCAGUGUCACAGGAAGAUGUGGCUGGAGAGACAGAGGGAGAAAAAACAAGCGGAAAUAGAUAAUUAUAUGCUACGCAAGGGAUUCAGGUACUUCGACGACAUUUGCAAGUGUUCACUGAAGUGCAUCAUGUCGCAAAUGUGUGUGGACCCCUUCAUGAGAAAUAUUGCUUUCUCCACGGUGGGUUUUUUCGUGGGGAUUAAACUGUGUUGGGAGCUGGAUGGCUUCUACAUCAUCUUCUGAAUGUUAAAUUCGAAGCUGUGCUUUGAAAUAAAUUCAAGUGCAAUGGAUACCAUAAAACAACGCUUAUUUUUACUCUUUAUUCUGUAAUUGAAAUUCACAUUUCAUAGUUUAUGAAUAAAC
Molecule: messenger RNA, 1023 nt
Organism: Diachasmimorpha longicaudata
Lineage: Eukaryota; Metazoa; Arthropoda; Insecta; Hymenoptera; Braconidae
Exons: 2
Coding region: 1-903 (300 amino acids)
Source: RefSeq, a predicted model, not a curated record